AUGACCAACCUGAUCAAUGUGUCCUACAGCACUGUGUUGGUUGCAACAGAUGCUCGACUGAGCAUCAUUGCUCUUUCAGACCAAAUCAAAACAACUGGAGACACACCUGAGGCUUUGACCGACCUUUUGAAUCAGUUGGCUUCUCUUGAAACUGUUGUACAGCGCCUUUCACUCGCCUCUGGCUACUCCCCGGCCACGACCAGGGAUGACAUUGAAGCGCACGUUCAUUCACUACUACUGGACUGCGAAAAGACAUGCGACGAGUUUGAAAAGACUUUUCGCGCUUUUAUUGACCGCUCGUUGGGUGGAACAACUCGCAAAUUGAACCGUGAUCGCUUCGGUAUUUAUGGAGAAUUAGAGGUGCAAUUGCUGAGCAAACGGCUAGCCCGGUGGAAGGACGUUUUGUCGAGCAUCAUCGACCCUUUUCUAAUUCUUCCUCUGUAUCCGUCGGAGAACGUCAGCCAGGAGAGACAAGCCGAGCUCCUAGCCAGGGAGAAUGGCAUU
This is a messenger RNA of Penicillium arizonense, 504 nucleotides long. RefSeq lists its product as uncharacterized. The annotation marks the transcript as partial. The record is from RefSeq and is a predicted model, not a curated record. Lineage: Eukaryota; Fungi; Ascomycota; Eurotiomycetes; Eurotiales; Aspergillaceae. The transcript has 2 exons.